AUGCAUUCAACAUUCCUGCCUCCGCCUACGCUGCAUUCAGAGCGCACCUACUGUGUGCCGGCGGGACCCCGGGCAGCUUCGGAGAGCCACAGUGCUGGAGGUGGGUCCCAGCUCCACCUCUGCCCACUGCCUCACCUAGCUGACGAGGAUGAAGGCACAGUCCUGCCACACAGGCACGUAGUUGUCGCCUGUCUGCUGCACCGAGAUUCAGGGCUGUGGCUGGUGGCGCUGGAAUGUCCAUUCUGCUGGCUGGUGUGGUGGUGCGGCCUGCUGGCAUGGCCAUGGCUGCGGGGCUGGGAUGGCGCUGUCCCCACUUGGUCCAGAUCUGAAUGCGUUGCCUGUGCCCAGAUCUCAGGAGUCUGCUCCCCCGGUGCCGCCGUCCCCCUCACUGACCUUGGCAAGCGCUCCUCUGGCGAGAGGGCACAGGGGACGCCCCAUUCCUGCGCGGCGCCGGCUCCCGGGCGGGUGGGAUGGCGCAGGGGCGCCUGGGGACACGGCCGCCCAGGGACGGGGGCUGGGGCCUCAGACGGCGGCCCGCUGGCGGCGCUCUCCCGGCACGUGCCGUCCGGUUCUCGACAUCGUGUAUGCCAGCUUCUGCAGGCAGUACCUGAACGCCUGCAGCAACACGCGGAAAAUGUACCAGCCGAUGAUGAGCAAUUCAGCCGACGCUGCCGCCACUGCCGCCACGGUUCCGAGAAUGGUGGUUGA
This is a messenger RNA of Rangifer tarandus platyrhynchus (Svalbard reindeer), 708 nucleotides long. The record is from the annotation of a GenBank genome assembly. Lineage: Eukaryota; Metazoa; Chordata; Mammalia; Artiodactyla; Cervidae.